Molecule: messenger RNA, 6702 nt
Organism: Penaeus indicus
Lineage: Eukaryota; Metazoa; Arthropoda; Malacostraca; Decapoda; Penaeidae
Product: filaggrin-like
Exons: 11
Source: RefSeq, a predicted model, not a curated record
ACAACAGGUAUUCUCGUGGGCGCGCAGAACUUGGCCAUGAAAGUACACUCGGCUUGGUCAGGCUCUUGUGCUCGUCGAGUCAGGCUGACGGACACUUCCUUCAGCCAGGCUCGAAGAGGCUCUGCCUUCCGCUCAUAUGCGUACACUCAAGCCGACACUCAGGGGACCCUCAAGCAGACACUCAAGCAGACACUCAUGCGGACACUCAAACAGCCACUCAAACAGACACUCAAUCAGAACUCCGGCGGCACUCAAACAGAAACUCACACCACUCCAGCAGACACUCAAGGCGGACACUCAAGCAGACACCAAGACACUCACAACAAAAAGGACACUCAAAGCAGAACUCAGCGACACCAGCAGACACUCAAAGCAGACACUCAAACAGCCACUCAAGCCAGACACUCAACAGACACUCAAGCCGACCUCAGGCGACCUCCGCAACACUCAAGCAACACUCAGGCUGACCUAGAACAGACACUCAAACAUACACUCAGCAACCUCAUCGGACACCAACAGACACUCAAACACACUCAAGCAGACACUCAAGCAGACACUCAGGCGGACACUUCAAGCAUACACUCAACAGAAACACUCAAGCGACACUCAAGGAGACACUCAGCAGACCUCACACAGACAUCACCUACACCAAGCAGACCUCAGGCAGACACUCGAAAACAUACACUCGAACAGACACUCAAGCAGACAACUCAAAUAGACACUCCACAUACACUCAGCAGAACACUCAAGCAACACACAGCAGAACACGCGAACUACACUCAGCAACACUCAAACCGACCUCAAGCAGACAUCAAGCAGACAUCAAAGCAGACACUCGAACAACACUCAGCAGACACUCAAACAGACACUUCAACAUACACUCAAGCAGACACUCAGCAGACACUCAGGCGGACAACUGCAAGCAGACACUCUCAACAUACACUCAACACUACACUCAGGCGACCCUCAAGCAACACUCAGCAGACACUCAAGCAGUACCACUCAACAAUCAAGCAUACACCAGGCGGCACUCAAGCAGACCUCAGUCAGACACUCAAACAGACACUCAAGCCGAACACUCAAACCGACACUCAAGCAGACACUCAUGCGGACACUCACGCAACACUCAAGCGACACUCAGGCGGACACUCAAAAGCACUCAAACAGACACUCAAGCAGACCUCAGGCGGACACUCAAACCGACACUCAAACAACACUCAAGCAGACCUCAGGAGCGGACACUCAAGCAGACAUCAAGCAGACACCAAGCAGACACUCAAGAAGCAGACACUCAGGCAACACUCAGGCGACACUCCAGCAAGACACUCAAACAGACACUCAAGACCGACCACUCAAGCAUACCCUCAGCGCGACACUCAAGCAGACCUCACGCAGACACUCAAACAGACAACUCCAGCAGACACUCAAACAGACCACUCAAAGCAACCUCAGGCGACACUCAAGCCAGACCUCAAGCAGACACUCAGCAGGGCGGACCAGAACCGACACUCAACUACACUCAAGCAGACACUCAGGGCGGACACUCAAACAGACACUAAACACACUCAACAGGACACUCACGCAGACACUCAGGCGUACACUCAAGCAGACACUCAGCAGACACUCAAGCAGACACUCAAGGAGACACUCAAGCAGAUAACCCUCCAACAAGACACUAACUACACUCAAGCAUACACUCAGGCCAGAACACUCAAACAGACCACUCGAACAGACACUCAAGCAGACACUACACUCAAAGACACUACUCAACACCCUCAAGCAUACACUCAAGCAAACACACAGGCAGACACUCAAGCAAACACUCAAGCAGACACUCAACUACAUUCAAGCGACACGCUCAAGCAGACACUGAACAGACACUACUCAAACAUACACCUUAAGCAGAUACUCAAAAGCAACACGCAGGCAGACACUCAAGCAACACACUCAAGGCGACACUUAAACAGACACUCAGGCAAUACCACUUCAAAGCACCAACCUCAGGCAGACACUCGAACAGACACUCAAUCAGACACUCAAACAUACACUCAAGCGACACUCAAGCAGACCCUUCGAACAGACACUCAACCGAACACUCAAACAUACCCUCCAAGCAGACAGUCGGUGGACACUCAAGCAGACCAUCAAACCUACACUCAAACAUACACUGCAAGCAAACACUCAGGCAGAAACUCGAACAGACAACUCAAGCAGACACUCAGGCGACACUCGAACGACACUUCAAGCUACACCAAACAUACCCUCAAACAUACAACACUGAAGCAGACACUCGAACAGUACACUCAGGCAGACACUCAAACUACACUCCAAAGCAGACCUCAAGCAGAACAUGCUCGAACAGAAACACUCAAGCCGACAUCAAACAGAACACUCAACAUAUACACUCAGCAGACACUCAGGCAGACACUCGCAACGACCUCAACAGACACUAGAACAACAGACACCUCAGCAGACACUCAAAAACAAUACACUCAAACUACACUCACGCGGACACUCGAACAAGACACUCGGCAGACACUCAACAUACCUCAACAGACACUCAAGCAGACACUCGAACAGACACUCAAGCGACACUCAAACAAACACUCAAGCAGUACACUCCAGCAGACACUCAGCUGCAACACUCGAACAGACACUCAGGGGCAGACACUCAAACAUACACUCAGCAACACCACAUACACUCGAACAGACACUCAAGCAGACACUCAACACAGACACUCAAACUACACUCAAGCAUACAUCAGCAGACCUCAUGCGGACACUCAAGCCAGACACUCAAACAGACACUCAAACGACACUCAGGCGGACACGCACGCAGACACUCAAGCAGACACAUCAAGCAACCUCAGGCGGACACUCAAACAGACACUCAAACAGACACUCCAGGCGGACACUCAAGCAGACACCAAGCAGACACUCAGGCGGACACUAGAACAGACACUCAAGCCGACACUUCAAACAUACAAUAAUCAGACCUUCAAGCAGACACUCAAGCAGACCACUCAAGCCCUACACUCAGGGGCGGACACUCAGCAGACACUCAGCAGGACCACUCAAACAGACACUCAGCAGACACUCAACAGAACACUCAGCAGACCUCAGCAGGCGGACACUCAAGCAGACAAUCCAAGCAGACACUCAGGCGGACACUCACACAGACAACUCAACAUACACUCAAAGCGACACUCAGGCGGACAACUCAACAGACACGUCCCAACACACCCUCACUCAAGCAGAGACACUCAGCGGACCCUCAAGCAGACACUCAAGCAUACACUCAAGCAGACACUCAAGCAUACACUCAGAGACACUCAGGCAGACAACCAGCGACACUCAACAUACACUAAACAGGACCUCAAAGCAGACAACUCAGGCGGACACUCAAGCAGACACUACUCAAGCAGACACUCAACAACACUCAAGAGGACACUCAAACAUACACUCAACAUACACUCAGCGGGACCACUCAAGCCGCCACUCCAGCAUAACACUCACGGCGACACUAGAACGACCACUCAAACAUCCACACUUCAAGCAGACACUGCAUGCUGGACACUCAAACGACACUCAAACACACUCAAGCAGACCUCAAGCAGACACUCCUCCGGCGGACCCUCAAGCAGACACUCAAGCCAGACACUCGAACAGACACUCAAGCAGACUACUGUGGCAAUUACGUUACACGUCAAUGGGCGUAGCACUUUGUGUGCAGCGGGACACUUGCGGAACCCGCAGCAGGGCAGACACCGAACAGACACUCAGCAGACACUCAGCGACACUCGACACAGACCUCAAGCGACACUCCAAACAUACACUCAAACAUACACUCAAGCAGACACUCGAACAGACCCUCAGGGCCACUCAAACUACCCAGCAGACACCUCAAGCAGACACUCGAACAGCAGACACUCAGCAGACAUCAAACAGACACACUCAACCAUACCUCAAGCCAGACACUCAGGCAGACACUCGAACAGACACUGUGGCGACGGGGGAGCAGACACUCUGAAGGCAGAGCACUCAAUCAGGGUUACGCGGGGUCGAGCGAGUUCAUGGCCUCAAUGGGCUUGGCGGGUUCAUCUUUCGAUAGCGGAGUGGGCGCGCUGUGUGGUCUCAACAGACACUCAGGCAGACACUCAACAUACACUCAAGCAGACACUCAAGAGACCUCGAACAGACACUCAGCAGACACUCAAACAUACAACUCAAGCAGACCCCAAGCGACACUCAGGCGGACACUCGCAGACACUCAAGCAAGACACUCGACGACACUCAGCAGACACUCAACAUACACUUAAGCAGACAACACUCAGCAACCCUCUUCAAGCCGAAGCAGACACUCAAACAACACUCAAACAACACUCCGGCGGACCUCAACAGACACUCAAGCAGACACCAAGCAGACACUCAGGCGGACACUCAAACAACACUCAAACAGACACUCAUGCGGACACUCCUCCCAGCAGACACUCAAGCAGACACUCUCAAACAGACACUCAGAGACACUCAAAAGCCACUCAAUCAGACACUCAGGCGGACACUCAACAUAACACCAAUCAGACACUCCGGCGUGACACUCAAACAGACACUCAACCACACACUCAAUCAGACACUCACGCAACACCAGGCGGACACUCAAGCCUACACUCAAGCAGACCUCAAACAACCAUUCAGCAGACACUCAAACAUACACCCAAACAACACUCAGCAGAACACUCAGGCAUAUUACUCACUCAGACACUCAAGCAGACAACUCAAUCCACACUCAAGCAGACCCUCAGGAAGACACUCAAGCAGACACUCAAGCAACACUUCUCGAACAGAACACUCUCAAACAUCAAUAAAGCAACCCUCAAGAGACACUCAUCCAGACACUCAGUAAGACACUCAAGCAGACACUCCACGCAGGCACUCGAACAUACACUCAAACAUUACACUCAAGCAGCUACCUCAGGGCGGACACUAGAACAGACACUCCAACAUACACUCAAGCAACACUCAAGAUCAGACACUCGGCAGGACAACCUCAAUCAUACACUCACGCAGACACUCAGGCGGACACUAGAAAACAGACACUCAAACAUCACUCACGCAGACACUCAAGCAACCCUCCGGCAUACACUCAAACAUACACUCAAGCAGGGACACUCAGGCGGACCUAGAACCGACCCUCAGCAGACACUCAAUCGACACGUCAGGCGACACUCGAACAGACCACUCAAGCAGACACUCAAGCAGACACUCAGCGGGACACUAGAACUAACACUCCAGCAGACACUCAUUCGGACACUCAGGCAGACACUCAGGCAGACACUCAACCGACACUCCAACAUACACUUCAACAGACAUCAAACAGAACACUCAGGCGGACACUCAAGGAGACCUCAAGCAGACACUCAGGCGGACACUCAAGCAAGACACUCACAGGACACUCAGGCGUACACUCAAGCAGAACACGUCAGCAGACACCUCCACCUACACUCAGCAGACACUCGAACAGACACUUCCAAUCAGACACCCAAACAGGCACUCAAGCAGACACUCAAACCUACACUCAAGCAGACACCCAAACAGACACUCAAGCAGACACGCAAUCAAAACCCAACAGACACUCAACGCAGACACGCAGGCAGACACUCAGGCGGGCACUCAGGCAGACCUCAAGCAUACACUCAGCAACAACUCAAGCAACACUCAGGCGACACUCAAAGCAGACACUCAAGCAGACCUCAGGCGGACCUAGAACCGCACUCAAACAUACACUCAAGCAGACACCUCAGGCGGACACUCAAACAGACCCUCAAACAACACACUCAAGCAGACACUCAAGCAGACACGCUCAGAACACUAGGCAGAAAUACUCAAGUCAGCCACUCAGCAGGUACACUCAGAGACACCAAGCAGACACUCAAGCCACACCUCGACAGCCACCAAAACAUACAAUCAAUCAGACCCACUCCAGCAGACCUCAAUCAGACUCUCAGGAAACACUCAAGCAACACUACUCAAUCAGAGACACUCGAACAACCUUCAAACAUUACACUCAAGCAGAUCCCUCAAGCAGACACUCAGCACCUCAAGCAGACACUCAGGCGGGACACUAGAACGACACUCGUCAGAACACACAAGCCACACCAGGCCGGACACUCAGCAGACACUCAAACAGAUACUCAAGCAACACUCCGGCGGACUAGAACAGACAUCUCAAGCAGACACUCAGCGGACACUCCAGCAGACACAUUCAAAACAUACAACUCAGCAGACACUCAGGCGGACACUCAAGUCAACACUCAGCCUACCUCAAACAUACUCAGCAAGACACCCAACAGACACUCAGCAACACUCAAGCAGACACCCCCCAAACCGACACUCAGCAGACACUCAAGCAGACACGCGAUCAACACUCAAAUAACCUCAAGCAACACUCAGGCAGACACUAGAAACAGACACUCAAGCAACACCCAAACAGACACUCCAGCAGACACUCCCAAGCAGAACACUCACACAGACCUCUCACAGGCGGACACUAGAACAGACACUCAGGCAGACACACAAGCAGACACUCAAGCAGACACUCAGGCGGACACUCAAGCAGAUACCAAGAGUCUACACUCUCGAACAGACACUCAAGCAGACAAUGAAACAGAACAUCAAACAUACACAAGCGACACUACAAGCUGA